Racocetra persica is the source of this 511-nucleotide messenger RNA. Lineage: Eukaryota; Fungi; Glomeromycota; Glomeromycetes; Diversisporales; Gigasporaceae. The record is from the annotation of a GenBank genome assembly.
AUGUCAAUAUAUACCAGAUACGUUUUAACAUCUGUCUCAUCACUUUUAAUGACAUAUUCGAGGAAAUUACGGAUAACCGUCCCUUGUUCCUCUGCGAACGUUGGACCUGGAUUUGAUGCGCUUGGAAUAGCAUUGGAACUAUAUCUUACACUUGACAUUAGUAUAUUCGAACGAACCUCCGAUAAAAAAAUUUAUAAUGAUGAGGUAAUUUUAACGUAUUCCGGCGAGGGUAAAGAUGGUGUUCCCCUUUCCGUCGAAAAAAAUCUAAUUACGAAAUCAGCACUUUAUGUUCUCGCCUGUAACAACAUUCCUGGUUUUACUGCACCAAUGAACAUUAAUAUUAAUAACCCAAUUCCGAUGGGUCGUGGUCUAGGCUCUUCAGGUGCUGCAGUUGUUGCUGGCAUUAUGUUAGGUAAUGCCUCCGGAAAUUUAGGUUUAACUAAGGAGCGCAUGCUUGAUUAUUGCUUGAUGAUAGAACGUCAUCCUGACAAUGUUACAGCUGCUUUAAUGG